AUGGUGGAAGGCGAACGAGAUGGACCUUUGCGUUCCUUCGCCAACAAAUUUGUAUGUUCCCAUGUAAACGUGGCCAAUAUAACAAGGGUGUGAAAUGUAAUAGAGGAUUAAAAGUCACCCAGUUACUGUGACAGGGGACGAGUGCAGGUUAGUGUUGGGGAGAAACAUUACAGAGCAUCAGAACAAAGCGGAUGUGUGGGGUGGAGCUCUGGUGGUGACCACAGAACGAGAGGAGGAAGGAAAGAGAAGGGUGACCAUCUGUGCCAGUGCGAGGCAGACGUGCGCGGGGAAGGAGUGUGUCCUGAGUGAGGGACGAUGAUGCUGGGAGCUGUGCUCUGUACCCUGGUCCUGUCAGCCUCGGCCUUCCGGCUCAGUAGGAAUGGCUGGACGAUGGAGACCCCCGAUACAGUGACCGGCAGGUUAGGGUCACCGGUCACCGUGUACUGCAAGUUCACUCACCCUCACCCCAGAUACACAGGGAACAUCACCAUCAUGUGGAAGGCAGGAAGGACUGGUCCUGUGUAUAUUAAAUAUACAAAUUAUGGGCCGGAUUCACAGCGAAAGUAUCAAAAUGUCAUUGAUGUAAACGAGGGAGAACGACACCGAGUGAUUGGGAACCCGAGGAGGAACGACGCAACAAUAGAGAUAAACCAACUGAGGGGAGAGGACAAUAAUAAGCUAUGGUCCUGUUGUGUGGAGCUCCAGGGUGAGGACGGAAAGUUUGAAACUGGACACGGAACCCGUCUAAUUGUUACAGGUCAUGAAGAGAAGCUCCGGUCAGUGACUGGUACCAAGGGAGGUGAUGCCACACUGCCCUGCUCCUUCACCAUCCCCAACACAUACCAGAAUCGUGCCACAGUCACAGUGCUUUGGAGGAGAGGGAGUCCACAUGGGCAGCUGGUGUUUAAUUACACUCUUGGCCUCACCGCCCACACCAACUCCAGGGAGUCAGAGACAGUGAAUGAAGGAAAUCGCUACAAGCUGGUCAGGAAUGUGGGAGAUGGAGACGCUUCCCUGAAGAUCAGGGGCCUGGAGUUAAACGACACCGGACGGUAUUUCUGUCACGUACACGUCAUGUUUUUUGUGGACCAGGUGACACAGGACAUGUCACGGCUGCAGGUUGUUGCUCCGGCCGUCAUCCUGAGUCUGUCCCUCGUGGCCGGAGGUGACAUUGUGUGCUCGGCUGAGGGGGAACCACCGGCCAACAUCACAUGGAUCGACCCCGAGCAUAACACGCUGCCCAUUAACACCAACCACACGCCAGUCACACAUGUACCGGACAAGCAUCAAACCGUGGGGGAGAUCCGGGGCCCGAGGCUGAGGGGAACUUACCGCUGUGUAGCUGAGAACACACAGGGCAGGGACUCCCGAGACAUCCUCGCACCUGGACCACAGAGUGAUGGCAGCUUCAUCACUGUGAUGCUGUGGCUGAUGCCAGCAGCUAAAUGUCUCUUUCUGUUGGUGAUCGGGAUCGUUCUCCUCUGUAAAACACAAGAUUCAAGGCGUCUCCAUCCUGAGGCCAAGAAAAGAAGGAGCUCUGUAUAGUUCCCGCUCUCUCACCUGUGCCUGUCUCCAGUGGCCAUGAAAGUGUCUCAUACAAGAUCACAAGAGCUUCAAGUCAGGCAGAGCUUCUGAUGAUCGAGACCUUUUGGCCUAUAAGAUCUCAUCCUUGCAAUAAGCGCCAGCCUGCAGUCCUCCCAUUAUAGCAUUGAGCUGCUUCGACGACGUUCACAGUCACCUCCUCUGUCCCCCCGG
Molecule: messenger RNA, 1755 nt
Organism: Callorhinchus milii (elephant shark)
Lineage: Eukaryota; Metazoa; Chordata; Chondrichthyes; Chimaeriformes; Callorhinchidae
Exons: 5
Coding region: 316-1545 (409 amino acids)
Biological process (GO): regulation of actin cytoskeleton organization; regulation of osteoclast development; regulation of bone resorption
Cellular component (GO): plasma membrane
Source: RefSeq, a predicted model, not a curated record